CGUCUACAUACAAUAGACAAAACCGCAAGCACGUAGUUCUCGACGUUUAUUUUGCUGUCUACCGCUUAGCAAUGCUUUUAAAAUUAUUCGCGAUAUUUUCUACGUUCAGCGGUAUCUACUGCUACGUAGAUUAUUCCUCAUCACCAGUAGUUGACAUCCAAGGACUGGGACAGGUUCGCGGUUCGAUUGGCCAAACUGCAUGGACAGGAAGAGUAGUUUACAAAUUCCAAUCGAUCCAUUAUGCUGUGGCUCCCGUGGGAUCUUUGCGUUUCAAGGCUCCUAUUCGGACCGGCCCUUGGUAUGGCAUCAAAGAUGCAACUCAGCCUGGAGUGCGAUGCCCGCAGAUCACCGAACGCUACGUCAAUGUGGACAACGAGGAUUGUCUUACGCUGUCGGUUUACUCGAAUGAUUUACACGCCUCCCGUCCGGUAAUGGUGUACAUCCACGGCGGAUGGUUCUACAUGGGAGGAGCCGACAUGUUCAAGCCAGACUAUCUACUAGAAUCGGACAUUGUUCUGGUGGUGAUCCAGUACCGAUUGGGACCACUCGGAUUUCUGAGUACCUUGACUGAUGCAAUUCCUGGCAAUGCUGGAGUAUUGGACGCCAUCGCCGCUUUGGAAUGGGUACAGCAGAAUAUCUGGAACUUUGGAGGGGAUCACGCACAGGUGACAAUUUUCGGACAAUCCGCUGGAGCGUCUAUGGUUUCGAUGCUGCUUCGCAGCCCAUUGGUGCAGAGUCGAGAAGCACAGUUAUUCCAACGAGCAAUUAUACAAUCUGGAUCGAUUUUCAAUCCAAGGCACCUAACUGAUUCUCCUUUGGAGGGCACAUGGGACAUUGCAAGACGUUUGUGCCAUGAAGGGUACGACCUAGAGCAGUGUUUCUGUAACGCUUCAGUGGAACAUCUUCUGAGAGCUUUUCUCAAUCAUCGUGCGGCAGCAAUCAGAAGCCGUGGAUUGACGUUCGUGGUGGGAUCCAACAUUGUAAUUGGAGGUCCUUCUAGGCUCUUUCCCUAUCAUCCUCAACACUAUCUUCGAACCACGAAUCCAGCGAUUGCGGUCAUGGCGGGAACUGUUUCUCAAGAUGGUUUGUACUUACUGGAUGAACUUUACCGCUUUCAACCCGAGCUGCCAACAGUUUUUAACGAUGCACAUGAGCUAAGCGACUACAUUCGUACUCUGCACGAAAAGUUUGGCCCAACGAGUUUCAAUGGUGCGCUGGAGGCUUACGCUUUGAAAACGCAUAUUUCAAAAGAGGAUAUAGAAGAGUUGCGCUGGAACAAGCUAGUGACUGGUUUUACUGAUAUUUGUGCGACGAGUGGACUCGAGGCAGCGGUGUUAACCGACGUGCAGAACCUCUUCCGGAUCAAUCCUGGUAACGUUUACCUCUACAGUUUCGACUAUUCCAGUUCGCUGGCGAGAGAAAAGGACCACUUCGUACCAUUUCCCUACGUGGGAGCUGUCGAACACGAGGACGAUCUGCAGUAUCUGUUUCCGAUGAAACAGAUGAACGCCGAUGAUGUGAAAAUGGCCAAGCUGAUGGUGCAACUUUGGACCUCGUUUGCUAUCGAUGGGGUUCCUAGGGCGAAUGAGAUUGCUACUGCGUGGACUCCGAUGAAAUCACUAUUUGGACCAUACCUGAAAAUAAACUCUGUGUGUGAGCAGAAUGUCGACUAUCGAGACGAGUUUACAGCAACUUCCAGGAAAUAUGAAGCUGUGAAGAUUUGAUUUUGUUAUUAACACCUGAAAUAUUGUAUUUGUUUUUUUUAUUGCUGAAGAUACUACUGUACUGAUACUGAUACUUACUGUAGAAAAGUUUAUUAUUUAAAGAAAGAACAGGUCUAUCACACAUUUGUGUCGGAAUGGAAAAGCCUAAAUUUUUUAAAUUCCCUGGAGAUCUGUCAAUUCUUCUGAUGAUACGUUAAGAAUUUCAUUUUAGAAUACCAUUAGAAAAUCCUACAGAAAUAAUC
Molecule: messenger RNA, 1966 nt
Organism: Aedes aegypti (yellow fever mosquito)
Lineage: Eukaryota; Metazoa; Arthropoda; Insecta; Diptera; Culicidae
Product: glutactin
Exons: 4
Coding region: 72-1724 (550 amino acids)
Source: RefSeq, a predicted model, not a curated record